AUACUAAUAAUCAUGGGUAUGUUAUGGAUUUGCCUAAUCCAACAUUGUAUAUGGUGAGUAUGGGGUCCAUCUAGAUGUAGAAAGGGGUCCCAUAGUGGGUGCUUACCAGCAUGCACACUGGCCUCAACGUCUAUCCAGUGGUCUCCACUGCUAAUGACUGACCUUUACUUGCUUAGCGGCUUCUCGCUCCCUAACAAAAGGUUCCCAUCAGGGGGGUAUAAAUCCGUCAUUUCCCUUUCGGCUCACCUUCUCUACCCAUUCUUAAGUAUUCCCAGGCUCCGAAACUCCUUCCGUCUUCCUCCUCGCUCUCCCCCUUCCAAGAAUAAACUUAUUCCAACGCCAUGAAUCGGGAUCCCGACCUUAUCCCCUCCUCCCCGUCUAACUCCUCCCUCUCUUCGUCCGAUCUGGACACCGAGUCGACCGGUUCGUUCUUUCACGACCGGAGCACGACGCUCGGGACGCUGAUGGGCGUGUCCUUCCGGGAGAUCGCGGUCCGGCCGGCGAGGGUGCCGUCACGUAGGGAUCACGGCCACGUCGACGGAGUGGACGUCGGCGGCGGAGGAGAGGGGGGAGGGAGGAGGCCGAAGCAGAGGGGGGCGCCGGAGAAGCGGCGGCGGCGGCACCGCGGGGGGCGAAGUUGGUGGCGGCUGUGCCGGGACGACAUGGUGCGGCCCACCUCGCUGGGGGAGUUCCUCCAGGUGGAGCGGCAGCUGGGCGGGGCCGCCGGCGGCGAGGUGGCGGACGGCCACUUUCUCUACGGCGGCGGCGAGGGGGUGGCGGAGCACGAGGCGGUGGGCGGCGGGCCGCUGUUUGAGGACGGGAGGGUGCUGCCGCCGGCGGAUGGGCGGCGGCGGCAGCAGCAGCAGCAGAGGGCCACCGAGGGGGCGGUGUCGCUGGGGAGGUUGCCGGUGCUGCUCACCGGGAUCUGCAGCAGCGGUGAUGGGUAGAUUUGAAAUUAUAAAUCCUCUCUUUCUCUCUUCGAGUAUAUAUAAAGUUUACUCCUGGAUUUUUCUCUACGUUUUUUUCGUUAUUCGUUUCUAGUUUUUUCUUUCGUUUUUCUAUCUUAUUUUUAUAAAGAAGAGGCACUCAAAUGGAAGGGAAGGGAGCCUGCCGUUGUGUCGGUAGGUUCUAUUCUAGAUGGUUUUGUAUUUUUUUUCCCCAGUCUCGUGACGACGUGAUCUCCUUGUUGCUUUUUCUUAAUUUAUGUUCUGGUGACUACUUUUUCUCAAACUUCUUAGGGUGGGUGUUUGUGAGGAACAGCAGAGAGGGCUGGUUGUUGGGCCCUUGGAAUCGUUUUCUUGGUACAACAUUAUGAAAUGAAUCGUUCCUAAUGGAAAGACAGGGAACAUGUCCCUUUUUUU
This is a messenger RNA of Phoenix dactylifera (date palm), 1361 nucleotides long. RefSeq lists its product as uncharacterized. The record is from RefSeq and is a predicted model, not a curated record. Lineage: Eukaryota; Viridiplantae; Streptophyta; Magnoliopsida; Arecales; Arecaceae.